CCGCGGGGUUUAUUCAGGUUCUGACCGCGGCUCUGGCUCUGAACUCCGGCUCUGCGCAGACAGCGGGCUGCGAGCCUGUGCGGGUGCUGGAGGAUGACCUAUAUUACCGAAUGGGGGUGUGUGUGUGUAGGGUCUAAAUGAGCCUGGGAACUGAGAUUGAGCUAAUCUAGCUUUAGAAAUCUACUUUAACUAACUAAUUUCUAUGGAUGAUCCUGUUUAAAUCACAGCUAGGUUAUCGAUCUGCAGGGUCAGCUGUCUGAGACCCCGGACCGUCCCAAUUUCCCCACUAAAACCCGAUUAUUUAGAUUUAUUUACGUGUAUUUCCGAAGACUGAGAGGAAACUAAAGCAUGGAGGUGUUCGAGGGGGUCGGCAGCGGAGAGGCAGUGCUGGAUUUGUCUCAUCUGAACUUCAGCGUGGUGAGUUUCGACAACGUGAGCGAGAAAAGGCGAGAAGAAACCAAGCAGCUCCAUCUGUGCUACAACCGACUCACGGCGCUCCCAGCCUCCAUCGAGCGCUUCACCAACCUCGAGUUUCUGGACCUCAGUAACAACGGGCUCUCGGUUCUCAGCGAGGGUAUCACCCGCCUGACCAGGCUCAGGACUCUCAUAGCCAAAAACAACCGCCUGGACGAGUUUUCGCUCCCCAAGGAGUUCGGCUCGCUGCCGCUGGAGCUGCUGAACCUCAGCGGGAACCGCUUCGAGGAGAUCCCGGCGCAGUUCCUGCAGCUCCGCCGCCUGCAGUCGCUCUCUCUCGGGGGAAACAGGCUGAAGGGGAUCCCGGCCGAGAUCGAGAAUCUGACCAGUUUGGAGUUGCUGUAUUUGGGAGGGAAUCUAAUCUCGGAUAUCCCAGUAGAGCUGGCCAACCUGCCUGUCCUCAGCUAUUUGGUGCUGUGUGACAACCGCAUCCAGAGCAUCCCACCACAGUUUACCAGGCUUCAUUCCCUGCGUUCUCUCAGUCUCCACAACAACCUCCUGACCUACCUGCCCCGUGAGAUCCUCAGCCUGGUGCAGCUGCAGGAGCUCAGUCUGCGUGGAAACCCUCUGGUCGUGCGUUUUGUGAAGGACAUGACCUAUGAUCCUCCGUCGCUGCUGGAACUGGCUGGUCGGACCAUCAAAUCACGCAACCUUCGCUACUCUGUGGAGGACAUGCCUGCCCACCUGCUCAAUUACCUGGACCUCGCCAGCAAGUGCCCCAACCCCAAGUGUGCAGGUGUGUACUUCGACUCGUGCGUGCGGCACAUCAAGUUCGUGGAUUUCUGUGGGAAGUACCGGCUGCCACUCAUGCACUACCUGUGUUCCCCAGAAUGCACCUCUCCCUGCAGCUCCAACCCACAGAGCGACGCCGACUCAGACGAUGACCAGAGCGUGCCGGCUGACCGUCUGCAGAGAGUACUGCUGGGAUAGCACUGUUUACACUCCCACAAACAUCCUGUCUACUCUCUCAGUCCUCCUCACCCUCUCUCUCUCUGGUGCUACUCCACCAAACACUGAACUUCUUCAUGACAUGUUUGUUUUGUCAUCUGAGGCCAAAAAUGUUCUUUUUUUAGCCAGUUGAAGCAUGUUGAGAGUGAAGUGCUCCGGUGCAGUGGGAGAGCUGCUUUUCAACACUACACGCCUCCUCAUCACUAACUACCGUUCAUGUUCUAACCUAGUAAUUCCAAGAUACUAGACUGAGGAGAAUGUAAUGGGCCUGCAGCAGCGGGUUGCUGUGUUUACACAGCUAAAGAGGGUUUAAGACCCGCUAGUGUAAUAGUAAGUUUGGCCUAGGUUAGCCCUGAGAUGUCGAGUUUGGCUGUAGUAUGUAAAUGAAAUUACAUAUUUAACAGUGUAGAUUGUUGCAUGUUAGAUUGCAUUAAUGUUCCGUAUGGAAAGAAAUGGCAAAAUAUUUAUUUUUGGUAAAACAAGACUUAAAGACUUAUUAUUAAAACGUAAUAAUAUCAUGAAAUAUUCUCCUUUUUCACAAAAAAGUGUUUUGUUUGAAUAUGCCGUUUAUAUUGUUAUCACCGGAGAUAACUGCAACUUCAAGGGUUAAACAGGGGGCCUCUACUGUGUGGCUCCAGAAUCUUCUGAAUGCAUACUGGUUAUUGUAGUUUAGUAUUUAGUAGUUUAUUUAACUAAUUUGUGCAACAAACUCUUAAAAUCAAGGUGCUACAGAGAGUUCUUUUGAGCAAUACUAUAGAAGAACCACGUUUAGUUUCAUAAAGAACUACACUUUUAGUAUUAAGACAAAUCAAGUGCAUUUUUCCUAUCCAGCAAAAACUUUCUACUAGAAAAACAGCUGAAGAAUAUAAAUAAUAGACCUUAAAAAUAGAUACGGCAACAUAUUUAACAUGACUUCCUUUACAAAACUAGCAAAAUAUUUUAUUUCCAUAAACACUAUGAACAGACCUAAAAUAUUAAAUUUUUAUUCAAAAGAGAUAUCUUUCAGAAGCUCUAUUGCACAAGGAAGACACAAGUUUAAUAUCUGUUUAAUCAAGCCAUUAGAGUCAUUAAAGUGUUAAAGCAGCUGUUUUAUCAGUUUAUCACAAUUCCCUUCUUUCUCCAGUUAACAAAUACAUUCAGUAAUUCAGUGUGAAUUAAUAAUAUCCUUCACUCUACAGUAUUAAUCUGUUCUCAGUUCUGUUCUCAUGUUUCUCCAGACAGGAAAGCAUGAGGCUGUGUUGGCUUGUUAUGCUAACUGGCUAGCGUUAGCUAGCGAGCUCUGCUACUGUGCUUUUUUUUUGGCGGUGCUGUUCUACACAGCGCUCUACAGCGCCUCUAGUGGAAUGGCGGUAUGUGAAAAAUGCAUUUCCCCCUCCGGUAUACCAUAUGAACCUGUAUACCACCCAGCACUGUUAGUGAGGUCAAUAUACCCACAUUCAAUGCUGGUGGCUUUGGGUCUUAAUAUACCUGCAUACCUUCAUUAGAAAGGGUGUUCACAAACAUUUAAAUUAAAUAUAGUGUAGUGUGAAGAAGCUAAUUUAGGGGUUUCUCACUCUCACUAUCUAAACAAUUUCUAUUUAAAACAGGCUUAUUUUAUGUAGUUAAACUAACUCUUCUAUGCUGUCUCUUAAAGAACUCUUAACAGCACCUUUAUGUUUAGGAGUAAAAGUGCCUUGGUUAAUGCAUGGGUUAUGAAAUCUUUUGAAGUGCCUAGCUCUUAUGAACUUUAUAGCUCUCAGUGAGAGACUCUGAGUCUCUGGUUGUUGGAAGUGUGGAGAUGUGGAGGUCUCUAAAUGCUGUCUUUUCUUGCUAAGCAACGCACACUUUAUCUACAGAUUUACUGUGAAGUUAACAGAUAAAAAAAAGAAAAAAAAACAAGGCUGGGAACAAAGACGUGAUCUUGCCUUGACAGACUGAGGUCUAAAAUUGUACAUGUGUAUGUGUGUUUGUAUAUGUGUGUGUGUGUGUAUGUGUAUGAAAGAGUGUGAGUAAAAGAGUUCAUACAGACGUUAUAAUGGUCUUACUAGAGGCCUCAUAACCGUUGGCCUUGCAGUUGCUUUUUUUUUUUAUAACUGUCCUACUUAGGCCUGUCACGAUGAUUACAUCAUUGGCUUAUCAUACAGUAUAUCAUGGACAUGACCCCGAAUAUUUUUGCUGAUAUUGCCUAUUGUGUUUAAUUGUAUAUAAUUUAGCAAAGACACUGAUUUAAGCCAGUCACAUUUUCUAUUCUUUAUUAUGCUCUCUGUCCGAGUCCAGUGUGUGUGCAAUUACCAAUGCUUUAAUGAUGCCAUCUCUGAAUAUGCUAUUUUAUAUCAUUAUAUAAGUGACAUGCAGCUCUGGAAAAAGUUAAGAGACCACUUCAGUUUCUGAAUCAGUUUCUCUGAUUUUGCUAUUUAUAGGUUUAUGUUUGAGUAAACUGCAGACAACGUUUCUCCCAAAUUCCAAAUAAAAAUAUUGUCAUUUAGAGCAUUUAUUUGCAGAAAAUGAGAAAUGGCUGAAAUAACAAAAAAGAUGCAGAGCUUUCAAACCUCAAAUAAUUAAAAGAAAACAAGUUCAUAUUCACAAAGUUUUAAGAGUUCAGAAAUCAAUAUUUGGUGGAAUAACCCUGGUUUUUAAUCAGUUUUCAUGCAUCUUGGUAUGUUCUCCUCCACCAGUCUUACACACUGCUUUUGAAUAACUUUAUGACUUUACUCCUGGUGCAAAAAUUCAAGCAGUUCAGUUUGGUUUGAUGGCUUGUGAUCAUCCAUCUUCCUCUUGAUUAUAUUCCAGAGAUUUUUAAUUUUGGUAAAAUCAAAAGCUCAUCAUUUUUAAGUGAUCUCUUCUUUUUUUCAAGAGCUGUAGAACGCUUUUAAAAUGGAAAAACUGGUAUAUUUGAUCACAAAUACCAAUAAAAUAUUAAAAAUAUAGUUAUCGUGACCGGUCAUGUUCUACUUCUCUGAGGCCUCUCUCUCAGUAUCUGGCUGCAGUCACGCACAUCCAUGAGUAGUCGCUUUUAAUGCAUUUUUUUUUUUUUUAGUUU
Astyanax mexicanus (Mexican tetra) is the source of this 4441-nucleotide messenger RNA. It is a transcript of the gene lrrc58b, whose product is annotated as leucine rich repeat containing 58b. The record is from RefSeq and is a predicted model, not a curated record. NCBI's taxonomy places the organism in Eukaryota, Metazoa, Chordata, Actinopteri, Characiformes, Acestrorhamphidae. Bases 349 to 1404 code for a protein of 351 amino acids. Gene Ontology annotation, molecular function: protein binding. The transcript has 4 exons.